This is a messenger RNA of Rhodamnia argentea, 1963 nucleotides long. RefSeq names its product serine/threonine-protein kinase BSK6-like. The transcript is spliced from 10 exons. NCBI's taxonomy places the organism in Eukaryota, Viridiplantae, Streptophyta, Magnoliopsida, Myrtales, Myrtaceae. The coding region runs from base 240 to 1712 and encodes 490 amino acids. Gene Ontology annotation, biological process: brassinosteroid mediated signaling pathway; protein phosphorylation. The record is from RefSeq and is a predicted model, not a curated record. Gene Ontology annotation, molecular function: protein binding; ATP binding; protein kinase activity.
CGUUGGGUGGGUCGCCAUUGCUGCUCUCUCUUUUCUUCUCUUCUGGUAACUGAGACAACUCUCUCUCUCUCUCUCUCUCUCUGUGCAAAGCUCCUCUGGAGAGGCUCUGGUCAGUGGUUUCUCUUCGGAGCGAGCAAUGGGCGCCGUCUGAUCGUUUGACCUCCCCCGUCCGUGCUCUCCCCGCCGCUUCAUCUCUCUCCCUCCUGCUCCCUCCCCCUUCUCCCUCUCUGUCUCUGACGAUGGGAGCUCGCUGCUCCAAAUUCUCUCUCUGCUGGUUCCACUCUCACCUCAAGCCCUCUGUUCUCGAAUCCUCCGAUCUCGAGAACGGGGACAGGAAGGAGAGCUCGUGGCCCAGCUUCACCGAGUACAGCUUCGACCAGAUGAAGGCCGCCACGGGAAGCUUCUCGCCCGACAACAUCGUCUCCGAGCACGGGCUGAAGGCUCCCAACAUCGUCUACAAGGGCCAGCUCGACAACGGCCGUUGGGUCGCCAUCAAGCGCUUCAACCGCCUCGCCUGGCCAGACAAUCGCCAGUUUCUCGAGGAAGCGAGAUCCGUCGGGAGCUUGCGGAGUGAGCGGCUGGCGAAUCUGAUCGGGUGUUGCUGCGAAGGAGAUGAGAGGUUGCUGGUGGCGGAGUUUAUGCCGAAUGAGACGCUUGCCAAGCAUUUGUUUCACUGGGAGAACCAGCCUAUGAAGUGGGCAAUGAGACUGAGAGUAGCGUUGUACUUGGCCCAAGCGCUGGAUUACUGCAGCAGUAAAGGCCGGGCUUUGUAUCACGAUCUCAAUGCUUACAGAGUCUUGUUUGAUCAGGAUGCGAAUCCGCGUUUGUCUACUUUUGGCCUUAUGAAGAACAGUAGAGAUGGCAAGAGUUACAGUACCAAUUUAGCCUUCACUCCUCCAGAAUACUUGAGGACAGGCAGAGUGACAGCUGAAAGUGUGGUUUACAGUUUUGGGACCAUGUUGCUUGACCUUCUAAGUGGCAAACAUAUACCCCCGAGCCAUGCUCUUGAUCUGAUUCGUGGCAAAAAUUUCCUGAUGCUGAUGGAUUCUGCUUUAGAGGGUCACUUUUCCAAUGAUGAUGGAACUGAGCUAGUUCGUUUAGCUUCCCGCUGUUUGCAAUAUGAAGCUCGUGAGAGGCCAAAUGCAAAGUCCCUUGUCACGGCCCUUUUGUCACUGCAGAAGGAAACAGAGGUUCAAUCACAUGUGCUUAUGGGUAUCCAACGGGAGGCACAGUCUCCUGCACAGCCAUUGUCGUUGACACCGUUUGGUGAGGCUUGCUUGCGAAUGGAUCUCACCGCAAUUCAUGAGAUACUGGAGAAGAUCGGUUACAAGGAUGAUGAAGGAAUUGCCAACGAGCUGUCUUUUCAAAUGUGGACCAAUCAAAUGCAGGAGACCUUGAAUUCGAAGAAGCAUGGCGAUUCUGCUUUUCGAGCAAAGGAUUUCGGAACGGCUAUUGAUUGCUAUACCCAAUUCAUCGAUUGCGGGACCAUGGUUUCGCCCACCGUCUACGCUAGGCGGUGCUUAUCAUACUUGAUGAGUGACAUGGCCCAAGAAGCUCUCGGGGACGCAAUGCAAGCCCUGGUGGUGUCUCCUGAGUGGCCCUCGGCUUUGUAUCUUCAAGCGGCCUGCCUGUUCAGCCUCGGCAUGGAGAACGAAGCACAGGAAUCUCUCAAGGACGCCACAAGCUUAGAAAUGAAAAGGACCAAACACUAAUACAUGUAUAGAUUUUUCUUCUUUUUUCGCAUUUCCUACCUACUUUUCUUCCGCCGCCACCUUGUUCGAGCCCCUUUGCUUCCAUGGUAAUGCUUGUCUUCCUGUAUUUAUUUACUCUGAUUCCGAUCGGAGUGACCGACUAUGAGAUUCUUUCUUUUCCUUUGUCCCUUCUUCUCUUUGGAAAAAUCUUGAUUGCAAUGGUCUUGCAUUUUUUGCAAUGUAUGAAAGUUGUUCCUUCCUUUCAUUUUGAA